AUGAUUAAUCCAGAAAAAGAUGCAGAAAGAAUUAAUAAGUCAAUCAAAUUAAUAGAUACUGAUGAAGAUAUCAUCAAUGAAAUACUCGGUCAUAGAAAUUUUCAGCAACGUAUGGCGAUUGCAGAGGCUUAUAAACGUUUAUACGACAAGGAUAUCACGGAACAUUUAGGCUCUGUUUUAUUAGGCGGUUAUGAUAGCCUAUUGAAAACAAUGUUUAGAAAUCCAAUGGAGAUUUUAGCCAAUGAUUUAUAUAAAGGCAUGAAGACAUUGGGUUCAAAUUAUCAAAUAAUGACCGACAUUAUCUGUUGUUGUAAUAAUACUGAAAUUUAUUUAUUAAAGAAAGCAUAUGAUAAAAUACUAAUGGCAGAAGACCCAAAAUGUUGUCGUCAACGUUCAUUAGAAACUGAUGUUAUGAGCGAAUCGAAAGGCGCUUACAAAUUAUUUAUGCAACAAUUGUUAAAAGGGGAACGUUGUGAAGACAGUAAAAUUCAGGUUAUUCCGACCGAAAAUGCAACUGAAGAAGCUUUACACGGUGUCAAUCAACAAUUAGUUGCAGAUGACGUGAAUGAAUUAUACGAAGCAAGUGAAGGACAAGUAGGCAAAGGUGAUCCUUCCGUCUUUAUAUCAAUCUUAUCCAAACGCAGUAAAUAUCAUAUACAAGCGAUAUACAAUGCAUACUAUAAGAAAUACGGCCACCUUCUUGUGGAUGCUAUAUCACGGAAAUUUUCAAAUCCUCUUCGUACGGCAAUGAAUACUGUCAUUAUGGCGCUGAUUGAUCUGCGUUUACUACUCAUCUGUCAACUUUACUGUAGUAUGGAAGGCAUAGGAAUGAACGAGGAUACAGUCAUUCGAAUUGUAUGUCUUCGAAGUGAGAUUGAUUUACAAAAUAUAAAAGAAUUAUAUGAAAAAUUCUUUUAUAAACCAUUAACUCAGAGUAUAGCUUCUGAAACACAAGGCGGUUUAAAGAAAUUAUUAUUAAUUCUUCUGAAUUGUGAAUAGAAAAGAAAAAGUGAAGAAGUCUGAAAACAGCAGACUAGAGAAUGAAGGAAAAGAAGACGAACAAUAUCAGCAAUAAAAUCGAUAAAAAAAAUGCUCAUUGAAAAUGAGAAAAAACGCCUUAAUGCUAAAAUUUCAAUUAUGUUUAAAUUGUCGCUCUAAUUUAAAAUGAAAUUCUAUGCAGUAAAACAAAUAUACAAACAUAGAUAUGUUGAUGUACUUUAAAAUGCCUUCAGAAACAGUUAAUAAAUAGUAGUACUAGCAUAGUACACAUAUUCUUUCAUUUUACUGUCCUCUUGAAGACACCAAGCAAUAUUCAUUUCUACAUAUACGGGCUUUUAAUUGUAAUGUAUAUGUCGAUAUAUAUAUGCAUAUAUAUCUUGUGUGUGUAUCAGUAUGAAUUGGGUAUAUGAGUACUCAUGUUUCAACCUUGAUAGACAUUCCAUAUUACGCUUUGUUAUUAUUUUUCUGUCUUACCACUUUCUGCUGACUGGC
Messenger RNA from Trichobilharzia szidati, 1491 nucleotides. Lineage: Eukaryota; Metazoa; Platyhelminthes; Trematoda; Strigeidida; Schistosomatidae. The record is from the annotation of a GenBank genome assembly.